This is a messenger RNA of Pelodiscus sinensis (Chinese soft-shelled turtle), 2178 nucleotides long. Lineage: Eukaryota; Metazoa; Chordata; Testudines; Trionychidae. The record is from RefSeq and is a predicted model, not a curated record.
CUUUAUCAACAAGGUCGCUUAUGCCAGUUGGGUAGUGAAUUUUGUGAACUAGAAGUUUUUGCUAAGGUGUUACGAGCUUUAGAUAAAAGACACUUGCUUCAUCACUGUUUUCAAGCUCUGAUGGAUCAUGGAGUAAAAGUUGCUUCCGUACUGGCCUAUUCAUUCAGUAGAUGGUGCUCCUACAUAGCAGAAUCCGACUCUGAUGUAAAAGAUAAAGCAAUCCAGAUUGGUUUUGUUUUAGGAGGGUUCCUAUCAGAUGCUGGCUGGUACAGUGACGCUGAGAAAGUGUUUAAUUCCUGCCAUCAGUUAUGUGCCCUUCAUGAUGAGAUGCCUCAUUGGUGUCGUGCAGUAGAAUGUUGUGUAAGGUUGUUGCAUGUUCGAAAUGGCAACUGCAAAUACCACUUGGGAGAAGAAACAUUCAAACAAGCUCAAUCUUAUAUGGACAAACUUGCAAAACAUGGUCAAAAGGCAAACAAAGCAGCACUUUAUGGGGAGUUGUGUGCACUGCUCUUUGCAAAGAGCCAUUAUGAUGAGGCUUACAAGUGGUGUAUAGAAGCUAUGAAGGAGAUCAAAGUUGGCUUGCCAGUAAAAGUAGUGGUGGAUGUCUUAAGACAGGCAUCAAAGGCUUGUGUUGUAAAACGUGAAUUUAAGAAAGCUGAACAGUUAAUAAAACAUGCAGUAUAUCUAGCACGGGAGCAUUUUGGAGCCAAACACCCAAAAUAUUCAGACACUCUCUUAGACUAUGGAUUUUACUUGCUCAACGUAGAUAAUAUAUGUCAGUCUGUUGCAAUCUAUCAGACAGCUCUUGAUAUCCGACAGUCAGUGUUUGGAGGUAAAAACAUCCAUGUAGCUACAGCUCAUGAAGACUUGGCUUAUUCUUCUUACGUUCACCAGUAUAGUUCUGGAAAAUUUGACAAUGCACUAUUCCAUGCUGAACGUGCUAUUGGCAUUAUCACGCACAUUCUUCCUGAAGAUCAUCUUCUCUUGGCCUCUUCCAAGAGAGUUAAAGCACUUAUCCUGGAGGAGAUUGCUAUUGACUGUCACAAUAAGGAAACAGAGCAGAGGUUACUUCAAGAAGCUCAUGAUUUGCACCUGUCUUCACUCCAGUUAGCUAAAAAAGCCUUUGGGGAAUUUAAUGUACAGACAGCAAAACACUAUGGCAACCUGGGCAGACUUUAUCAGUCAAUGAGAAAAUUUAAGGAAGCAGAAGAAAUGCACAUCAAAGCAAUUCAGAUUAAGGAGCAACUUCUUGGUCAAGAAGAUUAUGAAGUCGCCCUGUCAGUGGGACAUCUAGCGUCUCUCUAUAACUAUGACAUGAAUCAAUAUGAAAAUGCAGAAAAGCUUUAUCUGAGAUCAAUAGCAAUCGGAAAGAAGCUUUUUGGAGAAGGUUACAGUGGACUAGAAUAUGAUUAUAGAGGUCUCAUUAAACUGUACAAUUCCAUUGGCAAUUAUGAGAAAGUAUUUGAGUACCACAAUAUUUUGGCCAGUUGGAACCGUUUGCGGGAUCGGCAGUUCUCAGUGACAGAUGCUCUGGAGGAUGUAAGCACCAGCCCUCAAUCCACUGAAGAAGUAGUCCAGUCUUUUCUGAUGUCUCAGAACAUCGAUGGACAGAAUAGCUAGAGAACUUGGUCAAUUAACCAAUUAAGGGUUUUUUUUUUCCCUCCCAGAUUACAAGGGGAAUUCAUACUGUGAAAUCUAAACCAUGUAGUUUUCUGGGGGCUGGGAUUUGCAUUGAAACACUGGUCCAGUCCAUUGAAGAGUGCCCAUACAGAUGAAUGAGUUAAAUUCUUAUCAGCAUGUGUAUGGCAUGUUUAGUUUGGCUCUGUGAAUACCAAACACCAGAACCCCUCCCCUCUUCUUUUGCAAAAGAAGCUACUUUGCAGGAAAUCUGCAAAAAACCUAAACAAAAACACCCUUAGUUACAACUUUUAAGAGUUCAAAAGAGCUUCAUUCUUAUUAUGAAAGGAAGGUUUCAGCAAAAAAAUUCUUCCAACAAGUAAAAGUAAUAAAUACUCUAUUGUAAGAAUUGAAAAAGGUGUUUAUACUUUAUGCAUUGUAGCAGAGCUAAUGACAAAUAUUAACAAAAGAGGAAAUGCCCUAGCUUUGUUUGCUGCCUUAUGAAGAAAAGUGGCAAAGAACCACUCCAGAAAGAAAUGUGUGUCUUGUGAACCACGCUAG